AUGUCACAAACCUGGGAUCGUUCUCCACCAACAGGGAGUAAUAGUGCCCAUGAUACAGACACCAAUAACAUGAACAAUAAUAACAGUAACGCCAAUUCUCAAAAUGCUACAAAUAAUAAUCAGGGGAGCAACAAAGGUAGCGAAGUAGACAGUGAUAAUAAUGAGAAUAAUAAUAACCCUGCGAGCAGGAAUGGCGUAGAAUUACCACUACCUCAACAACAGCAACAGAAUAGUGGUACAGAGAUUAAACAAGAAAGUGGUAGUAAACCGCACUUUGUAUUACCAUCAAUAAGUGAUCUUAGUGGAGAGACUGGCAGUUCUCCUUCUCAUGGUGGAAGUGGUACCACUAAUACUACUAAUGUUAAUACUAGUGGUUCUCAGAAUCCGAAUGCAACUGGUGCUGGAGUUAAUUCAACAAUGGCCCCUGGUGUACCAUCAAUGUUAUCGCAACAAUCUUUGCCAAGAUUAUCGUCGGUACAAGCAACGUAUCCUUCUGCACCACCUGUUUUACCAAGAUUUUCAACGGCAACAGCGGGUGAAGUUCAAGGUCCCACCACUUUGACAAGUUCAUCUUCUAUACCAACGACUCAACAACAGCAGCAGCAACAGCCACCUGAUGAUAAAAGUAGAAUUGGUGUUAAGCCAAGAUCUGGUAGUGCUGGUAUGUCGGUAGCGAGCUUCGAUAAUCCCUUACCACCUUCGCAGCCAUCGGUACCAUCGCUUCACUACCAAAUGUUAUCAUCUCAACAACAACAAGAACAAAAGGGGCAGGACCAACAACAACAGCAUCAACAACAGCAACAGCAGAUUCCACUGCAUGAUCAGUAUUAUAGGCCCUUGAAUGUUAAGGAUGCACUUUCAUAUUUGGAACAAGUUAAAUUUCAGUUCAAUUCAAGACCAGACGUCUAUAAUCACUUCCUAGACAUAAUGAAAGAUUUUAAAUCACAAGCAAUUGAUACUCCUGGUGUCAUUGAAAGGGUUUCAACUUUGUUUAGGGGCUAUCCCAACUUAAUUCAAGGUUUCAAUACCUUUCUACCCCAAGGUUAUAGGAUUGACUGUUCACAAAACCCUGAUGAACCUAUUAAAGUUACUACACCAAUGGGAUCAUCUACUGUUGCUGGGGUAGCUGAGAUGAACCAAGCAGCAUUGUUUCAAGGUCAACAACCAAGGAUUCAACAACAUCUACAACCUUUGAGUUUUCCUCCAAGUCAAGACUAUCAAUUACAACAACAGCAGCAACCACAACAACAGGUUCCAUUUGAACAAGCUCGUGGCCAACAAGUCUUGCCAGCGACUUUCCCACCACCUGCCGAGAACGCUCCACAGCAGCAGCUGCAACAUCAACAACAACAACAACAAGCGUCAUCGACCCAUGUUCAACCUCCCACCGUUGGACCGCCUUCGCAACAGCCACAACAACAACAGCCACAGCAUGGUUCACCACAACCAGCACCACAACCGACAUCGGCAGUGUCAAGUGGCACUGGUCCAACACAACCGGAGGUACCUGCACCGGUACAACCCCAGCUCGCAGAUCAAACCAAAAAAGCUGCUGAUGUGGAAUUUAGUCAAGCAAUCAGUUAUGUCAAUAAGAUUAAAAACAGAUUCUCAGAUCAACCUGAUAUUUACAAGCAUUUUCUCGAGAUUCUGCAAACUUAUCAGAGGGAACAAAAACCAAUUAAUGAAGUUUAUGCACAAGUUACGGUUUUAUUUCAAAAUGCUCCUGAUCUUUUAGAUGACUUCAAAAAAUUCUUGCCGGAUUCCUCAGCUAGCGCUGCUCAGCAGCAAAGACAGCAGUUACAACCGGUAAUGCAACAUCAACAAGCUGCUGCGGCAACAGGUUACGGUUAUUAUGGUGAAAAUCAACCAGUGGCAAGACAAAAUUUACCACCUUUGGGUAGUUUUUCACCACCUCCAAAUGGUACUGCCCCUCGUGAUUAUUACCAAGAGCCUUCACAGGGCAUGGCUUUACCUCCAAUGACUCAUUUGGAAACCCAGGCUGCCAAGGUAACACCCUCCCACUAUGUGAUGACCCAAGGAAUGUCAAAUGAUGCUAUACCAUUGUCUAAUAUGAGAUCUCCAACAGUAGGAGCCCCGGGUGCUCAAACUCCAGUUGAAACUGCUCCUCAACAUCCACAACAGUACUCACCACAACAAGCUCCACAACCACAACUACCACAACAACAGUUGCCACCACAACAACAGGAACAAUCGCUGCCGCCACAAACAAUCCCACUAACCCAGCCUUCUCAAUUGGGCCCUCAACAGGAGGUCCAAUACGUGGAUAUUGCCGUAAGACCUGAAAUUGAUCUGGAUCCUAGUAUUGUACCCGUGGUACCAGAACCUACAGAGCCUAUCGAAGAUAGUCUUUCAUUGGUAGAAGAGACUAGUUUUUUCGAUAAGGCAAAAAAAUUCAUUGGAAACAAACAAUUGUACACUGAGUUCCUCAAAAUCCUUAACUUAUAUUCGCAAGAUUUGUUAGAUAUAGACGGACUUGUGGAAAAAGUAGAACAUUACCUGGGAGGUAGUAAAGAAUUAUUUACCUGGUUCAAAAAUUUCGUUGGUUAUCAAGAUAGACCCAAGAACAUUGAAAAUGUAAUUCAUGAAAAGCAUCGUCUCGAUUUAGAUAUGUGUGAGGCUUCUGGCCCUAGCUACAAGAAACUACCAAAGUCUGAUACAUUUAUGCCAUGUUCAGGUAGGGAUGAGAUGUGUUGGGAAGUAUUAAAUGACGAAUGGAUUGGCCAUCCAGUGUGGGCUUCUGAAGAUUCUGGGUUUAUUGCUCAUCGUAAAAAUCAAUACGAAGAGACACUUUUCAAAGUCGAAGAAGAGAGACAUGAGUACGACUUUUACAUUGAAUCAAAUUUGAGAACAAUUCAAACUUUGGAAACGAUUGCAAGUAAAAUUGCCAACAUGACAGAGGAGGAAAAGGCCAAUUUCAAAUUGCCCCCAGGAUUAGGUCAUACUUCUUUGACAAUUUACAAAAAAGUCAUUAGGAAGGUUUAUGAUAAGGAAAGAGGCUUUGAAAUUAUUGAUGCCUUGCAUGAACACCCAGCAGUAGCCGUGCCGGUUGUGUUGAAGCGUUUAAAGCAAAAGGAUGAAGAGUGGAGAAGAGCACAAAGAGAGUGGAACAAAGUUUGGAGGGAAUUAGAACAAAAAGUUUACUUCAAAUCGUUGGAUCAUCUCGGUCUUACUUUCAAACAAGCAGAUAAGAAAUUGUUAACUACCAAGCAAUUAAUUUCUGAAAUCAGUAGUAUCAAAGUUGAUCAGACUAAUAAGAGAAUCCAUUGGUUGACACCAAAGCCGAAAAGCCAGUUAGAUUACGAUUUCCCAGAUAGAGAGAUUUUCUGUGACAUAUUGAGUUUAACGGAAGUGUUUUUAAAUCACACGGGCAAUUACUCUAAUUCUGACAAGGAAAGAUUGAAAGAUUUUCUCAAGAGCUUUUUGUCGUUAUUCUUCUCCAUUCCGGUCAGUGAAGUAAACGACGGUUUACGUAGGAGAUCCCCCUCAAAUAAAGAAGAACAUGAGGCGAAUAAAAAAGAAAAUGGCACAGCUCUGGCUCAUGGUAAGAGGCCCAGAGAAAUAGAACUACCUCUACGUGAUAUUCUGCAUAGAAACAAGUAUCAGAAAUUAAAGCUUCGUUCGGAUGGAGAAGAGGGAUCAAUCGGUCAGUCUGAAGAAGGAUUGGACGAACAAGAAGAAGUUGACGAAGAAGAAGAAAUCAUUAAACAAGAAGCUAAGAAACCUUGGUUGCUCGGAAAUAUCGUGGAAGAAGCUAACGCUCAAGGUAUCAUAAGUAACCGUAAGAGCUUUAAUUUGUUUGCCAACACUAGCAUUUACGUCUUCUUUCGUCACCUGACAACCCUGUACGAAAGAUUGAUUGAAGUGAAAAGUAUAGAUCAAGAAGUCACGCAAGAGAUUAAUAGCAGGAAGGUUAGCCAAUUUGCAAAAGAUUUGAACUUAAUUUCAGAACAGCUAAAAAAUAUGGGUUUAGAUUUUGCUGGACUAGAUGCUUAUGAACAGUUGCUUCAUCUAUCUAAACGUCUAAUAGAAGGUGAUAUCGAGCACCAAUGGUUUGAAGAAAGCUUGCGCCAAGCAUACAAUAACCGUGCCUUCAAAUUUUACACAGUAGACAAAGUCGUACAAGCGUUGGUGAAACAUGCACACACAAUAUUAACCGAUAUUAAGUGCUCCGAAAUCAUGGUUUUGUUUGAAAAAGACAGAACAUUAGCCACCACCAGUGCGAAAGAUCAAAUUCUAUAUCGGAUGCAGGCACGUUCUCAUAUGUCCAAUACGGAGAACAUGUUUAGGAUUGAAUUCAACAGAAUAUCAAAACAUGUCUGUAUCCAGUACAUCGCUAUCGAUGAUCUGACCUUAGCAGAAGCCAAGUCACUCGAAGAUAAAUGGAAAUAUUACGUUACGUCGUAUUCUUUAUCCCAUCCUACAGAGGGCAUCUCCCAUGAAGACCUACAAGUGCCAUUCCUGGAGAAGAUCAUUGAAUCUGAACAGGAAUAUGAUGAAGACAAUGGUGGGGAUCCAAAAUUUUCUCCAGAAGGGGUAUCCAAAUCGAGUCUAAGAAUCAAAAUAGAUCCAGAAACCUAUUUCCUCGAAGUAGAACCAGGGUCUUGUGACGUGUUCUCCCGUAAAGCAGUGAAUAAGUUUCCUCUGGAGAAAAAUAGUGAAUCUCAUAAGACGAAAGUAGACAAGAAGAAUGAGUUGAUUAGAGGAUAUUUGGACAGUGAAAAAGGCUGGAAGAAAAAUCUAGAUGCUAAGAGCAUUCAAUCUGUUGAGGAGAAGCUCAAUUUCGUCAAAAACUACGGUACCUUACAAGGUUACAGAGCUCAGGAGAAUGGACUGGAAUCCACAACCAAAGAAGCUCCAUUCUCUGAUGCAGUAGAACGAAAAGCUGAUUCUGCUGCUCAAGCAGACGGCGCAGCUAAUGGCGGUCCGUCAAAUACGGCGGGCGUUGAAGAGCGUGGUGGAAAUGAUACAACUGCGGAGGAUGUAGAAGCAUAG
Molecule: messenger RNA, 5013 nt
Organism: Zygosaccharomyces rouxii
Lineage: Eukaryota; Fungi; Ascomycota; Saccharomycetes; Saccharomycetales; Saccharomycetaceae
Gene: SIN3
Product: transcriptional regulator SIN3
Exons: 1
Coding region: 1-5013 (1670 amino acids)
Biological process (GO): negative regulation of transcription by RNA polymerase II
Cellular component (GO): chromatin; Sin3-type complex
Molecular function (GO): transcription corepressor activity
Source: RefSeq, a predicted model, not a curated record